This is a messenger RNA of Homarus americanus (American lobster), 4196 nucleotides long. Its product is annotated as raf homolog serine/threonine-protein kinase Raf-like. Lineage: Eukaryota; Metazoa; Arthropoda; Malacostraca; Decapoda; Nephropidae. Gene Ontology annotation, molecular function: protein kinase activity; ATP binding. The record is from RefSeq and is a predicted model, not a curated record. Gene Ontology annotation, biological process: signal transduction; protein phosphorylation. Bases 28 to 2550 code for a protein of 840 amino acids. The transcript has 14 exons.
GUGGCUGAUAAUAUAAACAGGUGCAAGAUGGCGGGUGUUGGGGAUGUUCGGGAACGAGAUAGCAGCUCGCCCUCACCUGUCGAAACCCCAGACAAUCCCGAUGGAACUAAAGAUAGAGCUGCUUUGGUGGAAGAGCUAAACAAUAUUCAGAACAUCAUCCAUCUGACCAAGGAGUACAUUGAUGACCUCAAUUCUCGCUUUGCUGGCUUCCAGCAUCCUCCGUCGUUAUAUCUCACGGAAUAUACAGAAUUGACAGGGAAGUUGCAUAGAUUUGAGGCAAAGGAACAGGAGAUCCUAGAGCAGCUGACAUUGAGUUCGACCACAGAGCACCCAGCUCAGACCAAUGGCUGUCAUGAGGACUUCUCUGAGGCCCCACCUCCACCUUCAGAGGACAUGGAAACAAGCUUCCAUGCCACCUCUCAGAUCACAGCAAGUAGUAAUGGUGUAUGUGAAGAAGUUAUACGGUCCACCCCACAAUCUCCUCUGCGAUCAGUGGUGCGUGCUCACUUGCCAAACAAACAACGUACUACGGUGCAAGUACAGCCUGGACGCACAUUAAAGGAUGCACUGGCAAAGGCCCUUAGCUUUCGUAAACUUUCUCCAGAUGUCUGCAUCGUUUAUAGAAAAACAAAUCCAAAGGUCCGGAUGUCAUGGGAUUCAGACAUCGCUCAGCUGGAAGGAGAGGAGAUUGUUGUGGAGGUACUGGAGAAGUUUCCUGUCACAACCUCCAUAUCUCACAACUUUAUUAGAAGAACAUUCUUUUCCUUGGCAUUCUGUGAUAAUUGUCGAAGACUCUUAUUCCACGGGUUCGUAUGCCGCACAUGUGGUUAUCGCUUUCAUCAGCGUUGUUCUAUAGGAGUACCAACAUUAUGUCAGCAGGAUCAGCGCAUCACCAACAAUAUCUACCAACAUUUAUUAGCAUCUCAUCAAGCUAACCCAGCAGGAAUAUUGACAACAACGGGUUAUGGUGGUCCACCUGGUGUCCAGCACUCUCUUAUUGGCCCAUAUGGUAGUCAGUACCCCGGACCUUAUGGUGGUCAUUAUAUGGAAGGUUACCGCAAUCAGUAUUCUGUACACUAUAGUGGUGGGGGUGGAGGUGGGCAGGCACCACCCACCCUUCCUCGACCUGCCCCAGCACCCCUGGCUCCCCGUGACCGCUCCUCUUCGGCGCCUAAUGUCUGCAUUAACUUGGUCAACCCGAGCAAUCCUUCUGAAGCUGCAUCCCUGGCAGAGUUUGCACAUAGAAUGGGAAGGAACUAUAAUCCUGCGAGUCCAGGGGUCCACUUCUUUGGGUCACCAACCUUCUAUCUGCAUGAUGGUGGAAGGGGAGCUUGGAGCCCCCCUACUCACAUGACCCAUAUAGCAAUGCCCUCCCCAGGGUAUACACCAGGGGGGGUACUGGCACCGCCCCCACCCACCAGCCCCACCAGCAGUCCCACUCGACCGGUCCAGGGCUCACAUUCGGCACAGGCCUCCCCCACUAACACUCUCAGGGCUGUGCGGCCCAGAGCUAGAUCAGCUGACGAGUCUGUUUCAGGCAAGAAGGUCAGACAGUCAUCCAAAGAUACAGUAGAGGAUUGGGAAAUUCCAGUAGAUGAAAUAUUGAUUGGCCCUCGCAUAGGGUCUGGGUCCUUUGGAACAGUUUAUCGUGGCCACUGGCAUGGUCCUGUUGCUGUGAAAACUUUGAAUGUUCGUGACCCGACACCAGCACAGUAUUCUGCCUUCAAGAAUGAAGUAUCAGUCCUAAAGAAAACAAGACAUGUAAAUAUUCUGCUGUUUAUGGGAUGUGUUAAGACUCAACAGUUGGCAAUUGUUACGCAGUGGUGUGAAGGGUCCAGCCUCUAUAAACACCUCCAUGUUCAGGAGACUAAAUUCGAGCUUAUGAGAAUUAUAGAUAUUGCCCGACAGACAUCACAAGGCAUGGACUACCUACAUGCAAAGAAUAUAAUUCACAGAGAUUUGAAGUCAAAUAACAUAUUCCUACAUGAUGAUUACACAGUCAAGAUAGGAGACUUUGGUCUUGCAACAGUCAAGGGAGGCCGAUGGACCCAAGAAUGUCAGGGUGGACGACAAAUCCAGCAGCCAUCAGGAUCAAUCCUUUGGAUGGCUCCUGAGGUGAUAAGAAUGCAGGAUGAGAACCCGUAUACCUCUCAGAGUGAUGUAUAUGCUUUUGGAAUCGUCAUAUAUGAGCUGUUCUCCGGCUGCCUCCCUUACUCAAAUAUAAAUAAUAAGGACCAGAUACUGUUCAUGGUGGGCCGAGGAUAUUUGCGGCCAGACAUGACAUACCUUCGGUCAGAUAUGCCCAAGCCAAUACGUCGUCUUUUUGACGACUGCAUCAAAUACAGUCGAGAUGAUAGACCAUUAUUCCCACAGAUCCUAGCCAACAUAGAAUCACUGGUGCGUUCCUUGCCAAAGAUCCAUCGUUCAGCAAGUGAGCCAACACUUACACGCACACACCUGAACACUGAUGAUAUGAUGUAUCUGUGUGCAUCGCCCAAGACGCCCAUCAACUCGGGUGCCUUUUUGUUCUCAACAGCUGGCAACAUUUAAGUUUUUGGGAGAGGGUCUGUUCCCCUGUACCAAACUGUGUUGUCCCACUGAGGAUAUUCUAUUAGACUUGCCAGCUAAAAUUGUCCAAUGGAGCCAGUCCCCACCCUACCCCCACUUCUUUCCCGUAAAUUUUGUCAAUUGAUUUGUCAAUAUGGAGCCAUUUCCCCUCCUGCUUUUAUUAAGCUGAGAUGUUCCAAUGAGACCACCUUUAGGCCAUACCAGCUGAGCUAUUAUAUGGAGUGCACUUCACCAAGAUUCUGCCAACUAAAAUGUUACAAACAGCUUACCCAGGCCUUGCCAAAAAGCAUUGUUACCUGAACAAUAAAGCUUCCUCAGGCAUUACUAAGACCACAGCUCCCACAAAUUUAGUCACCAAAUGGACUUGUAUAGAAAAUCUCAAUGACCAAGCUACCCUAUGAUGUUUGUCCUUGGUCUCCUCUGUAGAAUUGUGUGAACUCUGCUAAUCUUGUCAACUUGCUUAGCUCAACUAUGUGGACCUCAUCAGCAUUCAAAUGGCCUGACUGUUGCAGUAUUAUCAUCACCUUCCUCAGCCUCAGUGGCUAAUUUGUACAUCAUAGUUAAUGGUCAAGUUCAUUGUUUUACAAUUAUUAAUUAAGGGCCACAACAGGAGUGUCAUCUCAAAUUGGAUAUUGUCAGUAGGAAAGUAAACCUUAGCAUGAUAUUUCUUGCAUACACAAAUGAGGACUUAAUCCCUACUACUGUAUUACAUUUAUGUACUCUCAAGAUAGCUCCCUGUCAUACAGUACUAAUUUCCAAUCAUUUAUAUCCUUUUAGAGUAAGAAAGUUGAAAAUCUGAAAUUAGUCAGCUUUUUUUGAUAAUCAGAAAAUUUACCCAGCAGAGAUUAUUAGAGGCAAUGAGGUUUCCUUUUCAGACUAAAUUUUGGUAACUACAGAACGCUGUGUUGUACAUAGCAUACCAUAAUGACAAUAUAGUAUUCUUUCUGUAAAACAUAUUUUUAUGUGUAGCAGUAUUAACAUUUGGGUAUAAUUGAUUGUUCAGCAGUUCUUCAAAAUGAACACCUCUGCAGCAACAUCAAAGCCCAUUUAAUAAAAUAACAUAGAUUUUGGAAUAUGUCUGUGGAAAAAAUUAAGUCGGGUCCUCCUUCAUGAUCAGAAGUGUGUUUCUAAACAGUCUCCUUUAAUGAUUGACACAUGGUGUUAUGGCUGUAGUGGUCAGUUGCAGUAAAUGAACAAUGCACAUUUAUAGUAAAGUGUCCUAUGUUAAGUUAGAGCUGUGUGGUUGUCUCCUAACACUUCCACACACCAUCCUUCAACAUUCCAUAUGAUGAUUUGGCAGCAUAUUGUCUGUGAUCUCCUAUGCACAUGUGAUGAUUGAAAUGUAUUUUUCAAUAUUACAGUGUUUAGUUAUAGUUUUUUUCAUUAGUUUCAUUUAGAUAAUGGAAGUUUUGCAACAGAAAGUAUCUUUGCACACAAUCACAUAGGUUGUUUUGUCUCUUGCAACCCCAGAGUUACAAGAAUUCUAAUAUUGUAUUAUUAUGAAUGUAAUGCUCCAUAAAAUGGUUAUGACAAUUGUCAUGUGACAUGUAGAGGGUGAAGUGGUUGCCUGAGGUAAGCACUCUCAAAAAUAUUUGCAUCAUAGCAUUAAAGAAUUGCAUAACAAAAAA